Molecule: messenger RNA, 1283 nt
Organism: Uranotaenia lowii
Lineage: Eukaryota; Metazoa; Arthropoda; Insecta; Diptera; Culicidae
Exons: 1
Biological process (GO): DNA integration
Molecular function (GO): nucleic acid binding
Source: RefSeq, a predicted model, not a curated record
AAUCCGAUAACCUUAUUCGUCUUGGAGGAAGACUAAAAUAUGCACAAAUACCUGAAGGAGCAAGACACCCCAUAGCACUUCCAGUGCGUCACCACUUCACCAAGCUUCUACUAGAAGCAUAUCAUAAGCGGUUACUACAUGCAGCACCGCAACUUCUUCUGAGUAAUGUAAGGCUCCACUACUGGCCUCUUGGAGGACGCAGCUACGUUCGUCAUAUUGUCCAUCAGUGUUUACGCUGCCACAGAACGAAACCGAAGGCCAUCGAGCAGUUUAUGGGAGAACUUCCAAGAGCCCGUGUAACCGCAGCACCGCCGUUCGCACGAACUGGAAUUGACUAUUUCGGGCCUGUAUACAUUCGCCAGGGACCACGUCGAGCGCCACUUAAGGCUUAUGUAGCCCUCUUCAUAUGUCUCUGUACAAAGGCGAUUCAUCUAGAAUUGGUGUCCGAUUUGUCGACGGAGAAAUUUCUUCAGGCUCUGCGUAGAUUCAUUGGAAGACGCUCAAUACCUACCGAUUUGUUUUCCGAUAAUGGUACUAAUUUCGUCGGCGCACGGAACCAGCUGAAGGAAUUAUUAGCGAAACUUCGAGACCGGCAGCAUCACCAGCAGAUCACUAAGGAAUGUGCUGAACAUGGGAUCCAAUGGCACUUUAACCCUCCUGCCGCUCCCCAUUUCGGAGGUUUAUGGGAAGCUGCUGUGAAGUCUGCCAAGAUACAUCUCCUGAAGGUCCUAGGAGACAACGCGGUUUCGUACGAAGACUUCAACACGCUGCUAAUACAAGUGGAGGCAUGUUUAAAUUCAAGGCCGAUUACCCCAUUGUCGGAAGACCCCAACGAUCUGGAGCCGUUAACUCCUGGUCAUUUCAUAGCUGGAAGACCGCUUCAACAACUACCAGAUCGAGAUUUCACCGAGAAAAAACCAGGACAACUGAAACAAUAUCAACUUAUGCAGCAGAAACUACAAUUUUUUUGGGCACGGUGGCAUAAUGAGUACCUAUCACAACUUCAAGGAAGAUUCAAACGCUGGAAACGUGCUGUAGAGAUCAAGGUCGGUCAACUCGUCGUUUUGAAAAAUGAGAAUACACCUCCGAUGCGUUGGAGAUUAGGUCGUAUCCAGCAGCUGCAUCCGGGAGAAGAUGGAGUCGUCAGAGUAGUUACACUGAAGACAUCUAGCGGAGUUCUGAAGCGGCCCGUCGAAAAACUCUGUUUGCUACCGUCGGAAUGUCAGCCACUGGACAGCGAAACCACCGACGACAAUAAGGCACCUCGAAGGUUGAUUGAGUGA